CACAUGGGGGUGCGGGUGUGCAGGGGCCAAGCGCCAUGGGUUAGGCCCGAGAUUGGAGUCCGGCCGCCCCCCGACAGCAGCCGCCUCCUGCUCCCCGCGCGCCCCAGGCGCCACCAUGUCGGGCGACAAACUUCUGAGCGAACUCGGCUAUAAGCUGGGACGCACGAUAGGCGAGGGCAGUUACUCCAAGGUGAAGGUGGCCACGUCCAAGAAGUACAAGGGCACAGUGGCCAUCAAGGUGGUGGACCGGAGGCGCGCGCCGCCCGACUUCGUCAACAAGUUUCUGCCGCGCGAGCUGUCCAUUCUACGGGGCGUGCGACACCCGCACAUCGUACACGUCUUCGAGUUCAUAGAGGUGUGCAAUGGGAAGCUCUAUAUCGUGAUGGAGGCGGCUGCCACCGACCUGCUGCAGGCAGUGCAGCGCAACGGGCGCAUCCCCGGGGGUCAGGCGCGUGACCUAUUCGCGCAGAUCGCUGGGGCUGUGCGUUACCUGCAUGACCACCACUUGGUGCACCGGGACCUCAAGUGCGAAAACGUGUUGUUGAGCCCCGACGAGCGCCGCGUGAAGCUCACUGACUUUGGCUUUGGUCGCCAGGCACACGGCUAUCCUGACCUGAGCACCACCUACUGCGGCUCGGCCGCCUACGCGUCGCCUGAGGUACUCUUGGGUAUCCCAUACGACCCCAAGAAGUACGACGUGUGGAGCCUCGGCGUCGUGCUCUACGUCAUGGUCACCGGGUGCAUGCCCUUCGACGACUCGGACAUAGCUGGUCUGCCCAGGCGCCAGAAGCGUGGCGUCCUCUACCCGGAUGGCCUCGAGCUGUCCGAGCGCUGCAAGGCCCUGAUCGCAGAACUGCUGCAGUUCAGCCCGUCCGCCAGGCCCUCAGCGGGCCAGGUAGCGCGCAACGGCUGGCUGCGUGCUGGGGACUCCAGCUAGAAGCCGGGGUUCCCGCCAUUCCCGCCGCCCCGAGCACUGCGCAAGCGCAGUGCACGCGCGCCAGGCGCGCUUCGGUACCGCUGCGAAGCCGACACGCGCCUUUUUCCGGUCUCUGGACGUCCGGGGCGGUAGUCGCCCCUGUUUAGAAUCUAACUCCUCUCCCUACGAUCCCGAGAGCAGGAGGGCGCAAGCGCUUCCUCUGUUUCCCAAGAGAAGGCCUCGGGAGGGGAAGGGACGAGAAGAAAUGGAAGCAUUGCGCCAGCGCGGAAUGAGCGAUGGCUGCGGGCAGGCGUUGGCUACCUGGAGGAGCUGCCAGCGAGUGGACGCGUGUGGAGGGCGUCCUUCUCUAGGCAGCUACGCAGGCUGGUGGGGGAAGGCACGCUCCGGGCGCUCCCUCCUUGGAACUUGAAAUAAACUCGCUCUUCCUCGCACCUGCCUCU
Messenger RNA from Odobenus rosmarus divergens (Pacific walrus), 1377 nucleotides. RefSeq names its product testis-specific serine kinase 6 (gene TSSK6). Gene Ontology annotation, molecular function: ATP binding; protein serine/threonine kinase activity; tau-protein kinase activity. Bases 116 to 937 code for a protein of 273 amino acids. NCBI's taxonomy places the organism in Eukaryota, Metazoa, Chordata, Mammalia, Carnivora, Odobenidae. Gene Ontology annotation, cellular component: cytoplasm. The record is from RefSeq and is a predicted model, not a curated record. Gene Ontology annotation, biological process: microtubule cytoskeleton organization; protein phosphorylation; intracellular signal transduction. The transcript has a single exon.